Messenger RNA from Morchella sextelata, 1425 nucleotides. RefSeq lists its product as uncharacterized. Lineage: Eukaryota; Fungi; Ascomycota; Pezizomycetes; Pezizales; Morchellaceae. The record is from RefSeq and is a predicted model, not a curated record. The coding region runs from base 1 to 1425 and encodes 474 amino acids. The transcript has 2 exons.
AUGCACCAGCAGUCAGCAGAUUCAACUUGCCCAACAACGGGUCAGGUCGAAGCUUUCAAACUAAUGCACCUCCCCAUCGACUUACUAUACUGUAUCUUCUCCGAGUUCGUGAAAAGCAACUGUCCGAACCUGGCCUCCAUGAAGAGUUCUGGAACUAUUCCGCAAGGAACAGAGGAAUGCGGUUACCAUAAAGACUCCAGCUUGAUCAAUGAUACCUUGAGGCAAGAAGAAAAGCUGAUCAUUCCACUCCUUAGAGUUUCAAAGCUUUUUUGUCGCAUUACUCUGGGGUAUAUGCUUGGUCCAUCCGCAUACAUCCUCGGGUUUAAAGGAUUAGAGGUCCAAUACAAGAGACGGAACAUGUUGGAUUCCCUGGAAUCCUCAGUCAUGGUUCCUACCGCGCCACAUGUGAGGAUGCGCGAACCAAUCCCAAUGGAGCGCCAGGAAAUCGACCCCGAAUUCCCUUUUUUAAAUCUAGUUCAGACCUUGAUUAUUGGACCUCGACCACAAAGAGGGACAAUAGCACAAGAUUUCUAUUUCGGGGCUGAACCACCUACCCGCCUUAUGAAGGCAAUUCUGGGGGCGCUGGGAGAGGAUCCUCAAUUGAGGAAACUCAUUAUAUCAGGCGACGCUCUGAGAAACCUGUUUUGGAUGAUGCCAAUGCCAGUUGGGGGCGGGAGCCCUCUUGGAAAGUUGACUCAUUUGACCCUUUCAAUAUCAGCAUUGCAGUCGAAGGAUCCAUUCCUUUCAGCCAAACACAUCUUGGUUACGCCGAGUGACGCACAUCUAUGUGUUCUUUUGACUAGAAAUGAUCCAGGUGGUGGAACCAUGGAGGGAAUUGAGGCCCCCUUUCUGAACACCUUGAAAUACCUCCACAUACGUGGACCAGGAGCACACGUGUGCUCAGAACUUUUCAAAACAAAGGGAAAAGCUCUCGAAAAGAUAAUCAUCGAGAUGGGUGAACGUCGUGGGUUAUGUGACGCCAAUAUGGACCAAUUGAUUCUUCAUGCGGCAACCACCGCGUCAAACCACCCUGAGAUGUCAAUCUCAAUAGUCUGGUGUUCGGAAAGUUUAACCACUAGUCGCCAGACCGACAACAUAAUUUUCAAGAAGAGCCCCGGGGCUUUAAAUGCAGAUGGUACCAGGAAUUGGCCCCUGGUGAUUUCUAGUUCCCUCUACCACCCACCGAAUCAUCCCAUGAGAAGGGAGAGAAGAUGCGCCGCUUUUGUCAUAAGAAGUCAGGACCAACGGAGCAGGGCUUUGGUCUGUGAUAAAAACUGGAAACUUGCCGAAGAAGACAGCAAACUGGCGGCAGACCCUAUGGAAGAGGAGCUGGAGUUUGAAGAACUCGCGACGAAACGUCUCCAAAAGCUUGCCGAAGAUCAGUGGGCCCAAUAUCAGUCGAAUAUACCUUAUUAUCUCUGCUGA